Molecule: messenger RNA, 2447 nt
Organism: Pocillopora meandrina
Lineage: Eukaryota; Metazoa; Cnidaria; Anthozoa; Scleractinia; Pocilloporidae
Source: the annotation of a GenBank genome assembly
AUGUCAAGAUUCGCGCUCGACAAGGUGCCUCGUGUUAGUUCGAAAACACAGCUUUUUCUCACGUGUUUUUCGAUGAUUUUGAUGAACAGCGAAAUAAUAGCAAGUGGACUCCCUUAUUCAGAGCCACCAAGCUUCAAAAUCGGGGAAAAGAUUCGUUUGGAGACAAUUUUGUCGUGUGGUACUGGCGCGUUCCAGAACAAACAAGAUUCAGUGUUUUGGUGUGAUUCAAAGGAGGAAGGUGAGAAGUUCCUGUUUCUUUAAAGACAGAUUCUAAGGCAUAUCUCUAGCUUCGCAAUAAACAAAGCAUUGUUUUAAAAGCUGACACCUCUUUGCUUAAAAUUGUUUACAUACUUUCAUAAUCAAAUUGCUUAGAGCUUUAUCUUGUACUAAAGCGACUGGGUUUAUUUUUCCUGCCUUGCACGUGUAGCGCAAUCAGCGAGCUUCAGUUAUUUGGGCGAUUCUUAUCUUUUACACAAUGGACAAUGGAGGUUUCAUCCAAAUAAAACAGGAAAGAAGAUGACUGGGCCGAUCUAUGUCAUGUUUCCUUUAGACAACGUUUGUUUGCAGCGUUUUCAGUUAAACAUGCCUCUAUCUUAUAUCGCUGAGUCAGAAAUAUUUCCUGUUGUCCCCCGAGAUCAAGAAGAGCUGACAACACAUCACAUCUCUUGACACUAAAAUAAACCGCUGAACUGAACUUCGACUGCAAUAUCUACGCAAGAGGAUAGGCUUUUUAGCCACAAAAUCGGUGAAAUUUCGCAAGUCAGAGGGAAGAACUCGCCUUCGUCUAUAUGACAGUGUCAAUUACCGCGGGAUCUUAACUUGAAGGGGUAUCGCUCAGUGAUGAAAAAUAAGUUAAUUGCGUCGUAAUGUCGAUUUUCACGUUAUAUAUAUUAAAUGGCGUGACACAAAUCUGGGAAAGAUUAUAAAAUUGCCCAUUGACGGACAUACCUUACGAAAUAUCCUUUAAGCUACUUUAUUGCGUCAUUUUUAGCGACCUAGCGAAUAUUGCGCCGUGAGCAGCACGUCAUUAACAAGCGAUGGAGACUUCUGCGUUGUAGCGAAAGUAAAUACGAUCCGUGGACACCAAGAGAUACCAUCUUGACGGUUGUUAGCGAGUCAUGCGAUCAUCAACAUGGAAUCAUGUGAAUCCUGGAUCACAGCAAUUAAUAAUAUCGUGGUCCAAAACCAACAAAACGCGUUAUGUGGCUUCGGAAACGACGCGAUUAUUAAGUGACGAAGAUUUCAAGUUUUAGGAACGGCCUCGACGGGCAAGUGAGGCAAUUACUGUACUUUAAUUGCCUCUCGACGCGAAUCUGAUGAUGUUAAAUUAACGUUCAUCGGCUGUUCGUGUCAGAAUCGAUUAGGCGCUUCUUAGUCUCUACGAAGAGGACGCGCGAGGGAAGAGAGUUUUGCGUGGGGGACGAUACGCGCAGCGAGUCGUGUAAAAUCCUUGGUGAGUCCCAAGUGGGCUGAUCAGCUUCUGUAGCAUCGAUGAGCCGUUUAGGUGCGUUUCUCUAUGUUGAACGCGCCUCUUCUAAUGGUAUUGAGUACAGAAUCGAUGAAAGAAUCUCAAGUGGAACACAGGAAAAUAAACGAGUGGUACAAAUAGUAUUUCCUAGUGACUUACGCCUGUAACAUUUGUGUGCAGACAUUGAAACGCACAAAAGGAAUGUCAAAGAAAAUACCGAGAAAAAAAGCCCGGGACUCCCUAGUUUAACAGUAUGAAUCUCUCCCCUCCUCCUCCCCCCCAAUUAAAUCUUGAGUCUGAAACGUUGAAGCCUCCACACCAAACACAUUUCUGGCAGCUCUUCCUUUGCCGCCUAUUAACUCUUUAACUUCCAAUAUCUGAUCGUUAAUUCUCCCCUCUGGCUACUACACUUUUCCUUGAAAUUAGUUACGAUAAUUUGGCGUCAGAUCAAACAACAACUUCUAUCUGAUGAAUUUGAAUAUUCUCAUUACCUUUUUGCUGGAUAAUGUAUGGAUAUUACAGGAAGAAGUUACGUGUUAAUCAGUUUUGGUAGUUAAAGAGUUUAAGGUCAAAGGGACGGGUCAACUACGGACCGUUUUUGGGAUGGGUGGGUCCGGGUGGAUCAUGUGCUACUUAAAAGCGAUUAAAAAUAUAUUUGUUACCUUUCUAAUGUUUCCAAGACCUUUGUUGGGCGUGAUCUGCCUAUUAUGUCCCUGUAACUCGGGAUGACUUUAAGUAGAAAUAAGAAUCAAACGUCUUCUUUUUUCUUAUUUUGGUACCAGACGAUUCUAACCAGACGAAUGGAAAUCAAAGUGACACGUGUUCCGCAUGCGAUCCCUUGACAAAUGCUUCAUAUAGCAUAAAGAGCGUACUGACAGGGAAUGGAGUGAGGGAAUGGAGGUCUCUCCCAAAGAAUAAGGAGAGUAUUCUACAGGAGCUCAACAUCACGAUCAACUUUCCACAGGUGAGCAUUGUUUAG